UGGGCCGGCGGCCGCCGCCAGUGCGAGGGCUACAGCGGCGUGGAGAUCCGCGACCUGAGCAGCUCCUUCCGGGACGGCCUGGCCUUCUGCGCCAUCCUGCACCGGCACCGGCCAGACCUGCUAGAUUUCAACUCACUUUCCAAGGACAAUGUGUUCGAGAACAACCGUCUGGCCUUCGAAGUGGCCGAGAAGGAGCUGGGGAUCCCGGCCCUCCUGGACCCCCGUGACAUGGUCUCCAUGAGGGUGCCCGACUGCCUCAGCAUCAUGACCUACGUGUCGCAGUAUUACAACCACUUCGCCAGUGCUGGCCAAGCUGGUGUCUCACCACCCAGAAAGGACCUGGCACCCUCAUCCCCACCGACUGUAGCAUCUCCUCCAAUGGAACCAAGAGACAGGGCUCAGGGUGAGGAGCCGUCCUCGGACAGCCUGUCGGAGCAGGGUGCCCAGCGGCCCCCCAGCAGCACCUGUGCGGCCUGUGGACAGCACGUGCACCUGGUGCAGCGGUACCUGGUUGAGGGCAAGUUGUACCACCGGCACUGCUUCCGGUGUCGGCAGUGCUCCAGUACCCUGCUGCCCGGGGCUUAUAGGAGUGGGCCCGAGGAAGGCACCUUCGUAUGUGCAGAACACUGUGCCAGGCUAGGCCCAGCGGGGCGGUCGGGGACCAGGGCCCCGCCGCAGCUGAAGCAGCAGCCCCAGCAGCAGCCCACAGGAGAGGUCGGGGAUCUCCAAGGGGCUGGCCCUGGCCCGAGUGCAUCUGUGGGGCCUGAAGCAGAUGGACCCAAGACCAGUCCGGAGACCCGGCCCCAGGUUCCCACCAAACCCCAGCUCCCCAGCAAACCACAGGAGCUGGCGCCCCCCAGCCCCCCGGCCAGCCGCCCCACGCCUGCCCCUCGGAAGGCCUCCGAGAGCACAGCCCUGACGCCCCCCACACCCCGGCCCCGGUCCAGUCUGCAGCAGGAGAAUGCGAUGGAGCAGGGCGGCAGCAGCGGCCUGGUGAAUGGACGACUGCACGAACCCCCUGUCCCCAAGCCGAGAGGGACUCCCAAGUUGUCAGAGAGGACGCCAGCCCCCCGGAAGGACCCACCAUGGAUCACGCUUGUACAGGCAGAGCCAAAGAAGAAGCUGGCCCCACUCCCUCCAAGCAGCAGCCCAGGGCCACCGAGCCAGGACAGUAGGACGGUGGAGAACGGAGGUGUGGAGGAGUCAGCCCAGCAGAGUCCAGUGGCCGGCCCGGAGCCCAAGCCCUACAACCCCUUUGAGGAGGAAGAAGGAGAGGAGGAGGAGUCCCCGGCUGCACCCAGCCUAGCCACUAGCCCUGCCCUGGCCCACUCAGAGUCUACAUCCAAGACCCUGCACCCCUGGUAUGGCAUCACCCCUACCAGCAGCCCCAAGACAAAGAAGCGCCCUGCCCCCCGGGCACCUAGUACGUCCCCACUAGCCCUCCAUGCUUCCCGCCUCUCGCACUCGGAGCCACCAUCAGCCACGCCAUCGCCAGCCCUCAGUGUGGAGAGUUUGUCCUCCGAGACCUCCAGCCAGACUGCCAGCAGGGACCUUCUGGAGCCGCCAGCUGUGCCCAAGAGCUCCUCAGAGCCUGCUGUCCAUGCUCCCCCUGGCACCUCUGGAAACUCUGCCAACCUCUCCACCCACUCCUCCCUGUCCUCCUCUGGGGAGCUGGUGCAGCAUGGCACGGAGCAGACGCCUCAAGCCAGCUCUGGCCUUACCCCCAGACCAGGGGGCAGCCCCGGGCUGCAGCCAGCCAAGCCCUGCAGUGGCGCCGCCCCCACCCCUCUCUUGUUGGUUGGAGACAGAAGCCCUGCGCCUUCCCCGGGAACCUUGUCCCCACAGCUGCAGGUCAAGUCAUCCUGCAAGGAGAACCCUUUCAACCGGAAGCCGUCGCCUGCAGCAUCCCCGACCACAAAGAAAGCCACCAAGGGCUCCAAGCCAGCGAGACCCCCAGCCCCAGGACAUGGGUUUCCACUCAUCAAACGCAAGGUCCAGGCAGACCAGUACAUCCCUGAGGAGGACAUCCACGGGGAGAUGGACGCCAUCGAGCGCCAACUGGAUGCCCUGGAGCACCGUGGGGUCCUGCUGGAGGAGAAGCUGCGUGGUGGAGUGACGGAGGGCCGUGAGGACUACAUGCUGGUAGACUGGUUCAAGCUCAUUCACGAGAAGCACCUGCUGGUGCGGAGGGAGUCGGAGCUCAUCUACGUCUUCAAGCAGCAGAACCUGGAGCAGCGCCAGGCUGACGUGGAGUACGAGCUGCGGUGCCUUCUCAACAAGCCCGAGAAGGACUGGACUGAGGAGGACCGGGGCCGCGAGAAGGUGCUGAUGCAGGAGAUCGUGACCCUCAUCGAGCAGCGCAAUGCCAUUGUCAACUGCCUGGAUGAGGACCGGCAGAGGGAGGAGGAGGAAGACAAGAUGCUGGAAGCCAUGAUCAGGAAGAAAGAGUUCCAGAAGGAAGCUGAGCCCGAGGGCAAGAAGAAGGGGAAGUUCAAGACCAUGAAGGUGCUGAAGCUGCUGGGGAACAAGCGUGACGCCAAGAGCAAGUCUCCUGGGGACAAGAGCUAAGAGCCAGGGGAGCCUGCUGGGGGCCGCCCUCCUGGAUUAGCCCUGGCCAUUCCGCUGCUGGGGCACCCUGCUUCCCAGCUCGGUCGAGGAAAGAUGAUGUAGGGGAGGGAGCCUCUGCGUGAUGGCCUCUCCCUCCUCAGGGUCCUCCGGCUGGUCUGGGCCAGAGUUUCCCUCCGCCUUCUCUGAGCCCCAGGUGGCUGGACUCCGCCUUGUUUGGUCUGAUCCUGGUGACUCCAGACACUGUGACUGGCCCAGGGACAAGCAGGCUCCAGGGGCCAGGGAGGGGCAUUCUUAGCUGUCUACCUUCUGCCCGAGGUAGAUGUCCAGCCCAGGGGCCCUGUCCCUGUGCCCUACCUGUCUGGGCAGGCCAGCUGGCAGGGCUUGGUGCAUCGGCUGCUUCCUGCCCCAGCCUGGCUCCGAUCUUGUCUUCCUGUCCAAUGCAGGUGCCCCUGCCUCUCUGUCCCUCCCCACUCAGGAGCCCUGUUUGUGAAGUCCCUAGUUAGUAACUGAGUGGCCUGUGGUGUGUGCUCAGACAUGAAUGGGCCUGAUGGGGGGAUCCCUCUUCAUUUCCCCAAAGUUCUAGGAGAUGCAUCUCUCAUCUCAGGCUUGUUACCCAGGAAGCCCCACUCCCCAUGACAGGGCUGUGAGGCCGUGCUGGCUAUCGGGUGCCUGCGUUGUCCCCCAGGGCUGUGGCCCCUCUGAGAAGCAGGCCCUGGUUGCAGUUCUGGACCCUGAUCACCAGCCCGGGGAGGGUGUGCUUCAAGUAGGUGCUAAUCCUGGCUGCUUAACACGUCUAGUCUGACCGCAAGCUCGGCCCUCUCCCACCCUGGCCCAGAAAUGGGACCAGUUGCCGUGGUCACCAUUGAUCUGACCAAUAGUCUGUCUCUCUCCUGUUGUCGGUCCUUUCCCUGACUUGCUUCCACCCAAGGGCAGAGGGCCAUUUCCCUGUGGGCUGUCUGGGAGAGGAAGAGCCACGGGGACAGCCACUUUCCCCAGAGAAUGUGCCGGCAGCUCUCAGUCAGAGCACUGUUGCUAUAAGCUACCCUGGGAUGCCACUAGGCCCCUUCCCUCAGCACCCCUGGGAGAGACCGCACUGUCCUAACUCGCCAGGAUUCCCCUCCCCAGCAGUAAACAGACCACCUCAGCUGCCAGUGCCCUGUGGCCUUGGGCCACAGUCACGUCUGCCUUCUUGCCCACUUCUGCCACGCCUCAUGGCUAGGCCUCUCUGGUUGCCCGGGAGGCUCUGAGGCCAACUAGGGCUUGGGCCUCAGUGCCUGCCACCUUCAGGGCUUCCUUCCUCUGCAGGGAGAGGUGGCUCCCCACCUCUAGAGCCUCUGGCCAUCUCCUUACAAACGUGCCUGCUGACCCGAAGCUGGGGUUGCCAAGGCCCAGGCCUUCCACGGACCAGGCAGGAAACACAGGAAUGUUACCUGAGGGAUGGCUCUGAUGGCCUGUCCCAGUGUCUGGAGACAAGGGUGGUGGGGUGAGGUGAACUGGAGUGUUCAUGCCACAGCUCAAGGGACACUCUCCCCACAUGAGUCACCAGUGGAAUGAAUGUGGGCUCAGCGUUGCCAGAUCAUUUCCAUUGUUCAAAAGAAGCUGGAAAUCCAA
Tupaia belangeri chinensis (Chinese tree shrew) is the source of this 4179-nucleotide messenger RNA. It is a transcript of the gene MICALL1, whose product is annotated as MICAL like 1. Gene Ontology annotation, molecular function: protein binding. The record is from RefSeq and is a predicted model, not a curated record. Lineage: Eukaryota; Metazoa; Chordata; Mammalia; Scandentia; Tupaiidae. The annotation marks the transcript as partial. The transcript is spliced from 17 exons.